This is a messenger RNA of Chara braunii, 1342 nucleotides long. The record is from the annotation of a GenBank genome assembly. Lineage: Eukaryota; Viridiplantae; Streptophyta; Charophyceae; Charales; Characeae.
ACACGAGCACUUCUCCACCGGAAGAAAUGGGGAGGCAGGCGUGGGUGUUCUGUCGCCAACAGAUGCGCCGAGCAAUCGCUGAUAACAUAAGGAACGGGGUGUCGCGGAUGCGUGUGGGGAGCGAUGUCGAUGCGGACGACACUCGGAGGACGAGUGGUGAAGAAUCUCCAGAUUCCCAUUACGAGGAGGAACCCGAAGAUGCGGAAGACUUGGAGAUUCGACCCGUUGGCGUGCGUGGUGGAAGGAGGGGUGGCUGCGGACGUCAACAUAAGGCCGCGUCACGUGGUGGUCGAGGAUCGAAGGGUCCUGUGGGCGAGAAGGGUGGCAAACAUCCACCUUGGAGUAUUGAAGUGAUGAUCAAGCUCGCUCGAGCGAAGCGGGACCAGCAAGCUCAUUUCGAAGGAAUGCCGCACAACUACGGGCGCAUGCGCAACAUGGAAUGGAAGUUGCAGGACCUGCAGAAGCGUCUGGUGGAGGUGGGUGUGAAGAGGACGACCGACGACAUCGGCAAGAAGUGGGAUAACCUCUUCCAUCAGUAUAAGAAGGUGCAACGAUACCAGAACGCGUCCGGGGGGAAGAACUUCUUCAUCUUGACGCCUGCGUUGAGAACAAAAGAGGGAUUCGACUUCCGAAUGGAUAAGCGAGUGUACCUUGAGAUUGACAACAUGUCUCAAGGCAAUAAGACCAUCUACCCUAGUAACCUCGCCGACACGAGUGCCCGGGGAGGAAUGGUGGUGGACUUGGACUUGCGCAUCACGGACGUUUUCGUCGGUUAUCCAGGGAGCUGCCAUGACAUUCGCAUACUUCAGCUUUCCAGUCUGUGGGCGCGUGCGGAGGAGGGGGAUCUUUUCUGUGGACCUGCUGUGGUGCUGCCAUUCGGAGUGAAGAGACACAGGUACAUUCUCGGCAAUAAUGGCUAUCCUCCUCUAGAGUGGAUCAUCGUGCCUUACGGGGGGACCGAUCAAUACGCCGACGAAGAGAGGUUCGACAACAAGCAGAAGGUCGCCAGAGGAGCAGUGGAGAAAGCUUUCGGGAGAUUGAAGGGGAUGUGGAGGUUGUUCCUCUGCACACACCAGACGAAUAUGGACACUUUCCCGCAACAGUUCCAAGUCGUGUGCAUUUUGCACAACAUCCUCCUCGAUGCUGGCAUGGACUUCGACGAGAACUUGUUGUGGGAGGUGGACGCGCGCCGACGCGUGGAUUUGGGGUUGGAUCACCCACCCCACUCCAUCGCGGAAAACUUUAAUCGGUCUCGUGCGCUGGCGUUGCGUGAAGCGUUGGCGGAGCGCAUGAAGCACGAGUGAACGCGCAAACUCCCUCGACGCCGAUAGCUACGACAUCG